CGGCAGUGUGUUAACGUGUCAGUCUAUCUACAUCGACCUAUAUAUGCUUGUAUACGAGCAAUGUGUGAGUCUGGAGCAAUAUCAACGACGUGUACACCGCUAGAAGUUCCUCAUCCUAACGAAUAUAAUCACAGGCAUGUGUAUGAACUGGAUGCCAGACAUCCCAGUAUGGAUGACAUAAAAAUGAAGCUGCAUGCAGAAUUUCUAGGAGAAACCUUACUGUUGUUACAUAAAUUAGACCUUGACUUCUGUAAAAAGGACACGCUGCUUCUCGGUGCUAUUCCAAAUGCAGAUGAAAGAAAUAUAACAUGGUACCUACUGACAGACAAGAACAUUCCGUCAAGGUCCUGUGAGUUGUCGGGAAAUUGUAUAAGGUCUGUCACAUCAUCUGGAGGAUUUGUAACAAUGCAUAAGACCAAACUGAUUCCAGGAGCUAAUUAUUACAUAUGUGCAAGUUCAAAUAGAACCGUCGUCCAUCGCGAACUCUUCGACGACAUUCUGGAGGAAAUAAACGAAUGCGGGAAUGGAUUUCUAAUCGACGAUGCUCCUCCCAUUGCUGGUCAGGUCAAAGUCAUUAAUCAGAACCAGGGAUUUAUGUCCAGUCAAAAUGAAAUGGUCAUUUCCUGGAAAGGAUUUAAAGACAGACUUUCGUUGUCACAUUCGAAUUUUUCAUCUCCAGUUUAUUCAUACAACUAUGCAAUAGGAACAACACCUGGAAGCAUUGAUGUUCUGCCAUUUAGCAGUGCUGGUCUCUCUCAUUCUAUAGAAGUCAGAGGCUUACAUUUACAAAAUGGUGUAAAGUAUUAUGCAACAGUGCGAGCCAUGGACCAUGUAAAUCUAUCCGCCGAGGCCAUUUCUGCUGCUGUAGAUGUAGAUUUUACACCUCCUGAUGUAGGUACAAUUACUGUUGGCGGUGCUUUGAGACAUAAAUAUAUAAUGGCAACGGAACAUCUGAAUGUCUACUGGAAAGGGUUCGAAGACAAAGAAAGUGGAAUCAGACAUUAUUAUUUGGGAAUUGGUGAUCAGCCAGAUACUGAUAAUAUACUUCCAUUUAGAAUAAUAACAGAGCAGUAUGCAGACCUAUCUAGAAAUGAGUUUCAGGACGGAUUUAAAUACUAUGCUGUUUUAAAGGUUAUGAACAAAGCUGGACAAUGGACAACGGUAUCUUCAGAUCCAUUUAUAUUAGAUUCAUCUCCACCCCAGAGAGGAGUGGUCAGAGAUGGCAGCAGUGUACAGUCAAGUGAUGUCGAUUACCAAAAUUUUACAAGCUCUCUGACUUGUCAUUGGGAAGCGUUUGAUGACCCUCAUUCUGGAAUUCAGUUUUACCGGGUUGGGCUUGGGACAGAUCCAGAACAAUUUGAUACGUACAUGUUAACUGAAGUCGGAUUGAGAACAGAGAUAACUUGGAGAACCCACUUAAAAGCAGGUGAAAAGUACUUUGCAACAGUUGAAGCAUGUAACGGUGCCACAUUAUGCACGCGGCAGCAUUCCGACGGUAUUAUAUUAGAUGAUUCUCCACCAAUACAGGGUCAUAUACAUGUUGGCAUCAGUGGAAAACACGAGAACUAUCAAAGUCAUAGAAACAGCAUUUCUGCACAUUGGGUUGGUUUUGAGGACCCACAAUCAGAUAUUCAUCACUUUGAAUGGUGCGUUACAUUGCAUAGGAACACGUGUGAUAUAUUUCCGUUUGCAAAUAUACUUUUAUCGCAGUCUGGGUUCAAGACACAACUAAAUCUUCCUCUUGGGCAAAAUAUAUUUAUUAGAAUAAAGGCCUAUAAUAAUGUUGGAAUGUACACGGAGGCUACAUCGGACAGCUUUAAAGUAGACAACUCACACCCAGUCCUGGUAAAAAGGCCCAAGUUUGUUCUGAAAAAUAUGCAGAUUUCCCAUCAAGAUCAAACACAAUGGGAAAAUUCAUUAGUUCGUCUGGAGUGGAAAUUCUCUGAUCCAGACAGCCCAAUUGUUAAACAUGUUGUCCGGCUGAAUACGCAUCAUGACGGGAAGGUCCGAGAAGAAAUCACUCAACUAGGCAAUGAGGACAAAGUUACUGUUCAAAUGUCGGAACAUGACCUGCUAUUAAAUGGAGAUAGGUACUGGGCUACGGUUACGGCUUGUAAUGCUGCAGGCAUUUGUACAAAUUCAACGUCCGAAGAUUUGCUAAUAGAUUCUUCUCCACCACAUCUAGGGGGAUUUCAACCUCCAAUGACAUGGGUAAAUGAAGGUAACGUAAGUCGUAUAUAUUUAUCAUGGUACGGAUUCAGUGACGUUGAAUCAAAUAUAGUAAAUUAUAUGAUUACUGUAAGUAGACAUUACAGCGGUUCAGAAUUAUCAAAUGGGGUCGUGGAAAUUUUACCAAAGAACAAAACGGUGGAAAGUUCAUACAUUUUGUUGCACAAUACCAUUUCCGAAGAAGAUACUUUCAUUUUGUCCAUCUGGGCAGUCAACGGUGUAGGUCUUCGCAGUGAAAUCGGAAAGGUAACGGUAACUGCCGUCCAGACUGAUACAAAAGGUAGCAAAGGUAUUCUUAAAUUACAGAAACAUUCUUGUGUUACUUACUACUGCAACCGUGAUUGCACCUGUGCAGUAGUUGGAGAGAAAUGUGAGCAGCAUGUCAAAAAUCUUACUUGUGUAACAGCGGAAAAUAAACCCGAAUACCAAAAUAUUCGAGUCCUUGUCGGAAUGCUUAAGAAUCACCAAGCAGUAACAGCUUCUUCAUCUUGUAUAUCAGCUCACUGGAUAUUGGAGAAAAACGAAACAAAAGUACCUAUUCAGAGAUUUGAAUGGAGCAUAGGGACUGAUAAGCCUGGCGGUGGAAUAUUUGAAGGACCAUUGGCUAAAAAAUGGUUUGACGUUGAUUUGCAAACUAACUUAACAUUUUGCAUGCCAGCAAAUCGGCAACUGGUCAAUGGGGAGAACUACACAAUAUACAUAAAGGCUUGGUACUCGGAAAGGGAGUCACAUAUGUUCUCUUCACCUCCUGUAACGAUAGAUACGACGCCUCCUGAUAUUGUUCGAGGAAAAUAUGUAUAUGUGUCAACCGAUGAUUGUGUAACAGACGUUUAUUUCAUCACAAACACCACUUCUAUUCACGUGUGUUGGCGAAAGGUCUUCAAAGAUAGAAUAAGUGGCAUACUAAAAAACUUUGUAAUGGCUGGAACGUCUCCGUAUGGAGACGACUUAAUCCCAGUUACUGACUACGGAUUGGCAGAAAAAGCAGAAUUUAAUGAUUUACCGAUAAGUCCCGGUACGAAAUAUUACUUCACUAUCCGUGUCCUGAACUCUGUUGGUCUUAUGACCUCUUUGGCAUCCGAUGGAAUCGUUCUUGACGAAGAACCGCCAUUUGAGGGUGUUGUAUUCAAUACAGACCAUCAUAAAAACGUUAAGUUCCAAGCUUCUUUGUCCAUUAUCGGUGUUUCCUGGCACGGAUUUGUCGACCAUCAUUCCCAUAUUCAUCAUUAUUCGGUUUUUGUCACUGAAGUUGCAACAGGGCGAGUAGUUCAAUUUGACGAAAAUGUUGGAAUCAGAACAUCCAUUACCUUGAAUAACACAAAUCUUCACCACGGCGAAAGCUACAAGGUAUCAGUUCAGGCUUCCGAUGCAGCGGGAUAUGCAACUUCUGUCAUCGAUUCUGAAACAGUCACUGUUGAUUCAACUGCUCCGCAAUCUUUUACAUGUAGAGCGUUCACUGGCACUAGUCAGCAAAGUAAUCUAACAUUUGGAUCCAAUGACAUUUCCUUUACAAGCGUUUUAAGCAAAGAUAGAUUUUAUAAGUUAAAAGUGGGACUUGAAAGUUUGGACUAUUUCUCUUCAGUGCAGAUUUCCAUUGGUCAUCACAUGAUGGUACUACAAAUGUCUGAGAACGCUGACCACUCGAAGGAAACAGAGAUGUCUUUCUUGUCUCCAUAUAAUGACUCUACUGAUUUUACAAUCAAUUUCAAUGAUCCAGUAAAAAGUAACGAUAUUAGGAUUCGAUUGCUAGAGUGUUCCGAUAUUGACCUAGAAGCUACAGUCUCUCCUAUCGAUGUGAUGCAGUUCAGUCACUCGCAGAUAUCGGUUUGUUCUCGUAUUCUAGACCUUGAAAGUGGCGUCAGGUCAAUUGAGGUUGGGGUAGGAACAGUUGAAGGUGGAUUCCAGGUUCAUCCCUUAACGCCAGUCCCUCUUGAGAAUCAUGUCGUUAUAGAGCACAAUUCCCCACAUGGAACAAAACUGUACGUUACUGCUAUUGCUCGUAAUCACGCUGGUCUGUGGACCGCAUUUGGGAGUAACGAAAUCGUCGUUGACCACACACCGCCACGAAUAUUCAACAUUAAAGCCAAAAUGAAGCUAUACCAAUUUGAGAAUACUACCGAGGAAAGGACUGCGCAUGUGACGAUAAGUGGAAACAUUCAAGACAAAGAAUCUGGAAUAAAAACGUGUACUUGCAAUAUAGAAUUAUAAACAGUGACUGGAAACGUAACUACGACAGACGGUGAAACAAUGGUCAGAUGUCAGUUUGACAAUGGCAAUGUAACCGUUAAACAUGGUACAGUUAUUGUACCGAGUCUUGUUUGUAUAAAUAACGUUGAGUUGACUGCACGAGAAACAGGGCCACAGCUGUGCGCCUCAUUUCGUCAACCAUCUGCCACGGAUGCGUCCCUCCAGAUUUUACCCGAUAAUGGAAUUUCCUAUGAAGCAUUUAACUAUGGAUUGAGUAGUAAUGAAACAAUUCAAUCAUCUUUGUCAUCAGUACAUGCUCGUUGGACAGGUUUCCAUGACAUUACUGGUAUAGACCACUACGCUUACACUUUAACAAACGGAAAUACCACCAUUACCAUGGAUACACUGCAUGACUCUCGUACAACUGCAGUGAUCGCCGACGUGACAUUAGAAGAUGAAGAAACCUAUACAAUGUCUGUUGAGGCUGUAAAUACUGGUGGCGUUCAUAGCGAACCAUGUGUAUCAUCGUUUAAGGUGAAAAGCGGAACACCCCAAAUGUUAGGUGAAACGGUAAAGAUCUACCACGAUGACAAUGGCUCUAAAGUAAUAGACUGGGGAAAAGUGUUUGACAUGAGGGAUGGAAUACCAAUGAUUUUUGACAUUAAUAUUGGAACGCGAGAAGGUUAUUCCGAUGCUCUUAACAGAUUUGAGACUAUGGCAACGUCUGUUGGUCUACCAGACACAGACACAGAUAGUGUGUGGGUCUCUGUAUGCGCUAGAUAUGUAACUGGCAAAUACAGCUGCAACCAUGGAACUGUUGUACUUUAGAGGCAUAUGCCUUCUGUUUACAUUAAAUUUGCAAAUGAAAAUUCCAGUAGAAUAUCGUGUAUAGAUCAUUUUGUUUUAUGAUCCUCGCAUACUAUACGGAGCUACGUUUUAAUAUUAUGCUAGAUUCAUUGUAUGCUUACUUUGCAGUUCUCACACAUCUGUCAUGUGUAAUUGUACUGUUCUAAAAGGCUCUUUUUAGAUGAUCGUGUUCAUCGUAUGGUCAUCUAAAUUUUAGCACACCUUUUUUCUUGGUCAUAUAAAAUGGCGUUAGGUGGUAUGUUACAUUCUUUCGAAUAUAAAAAGUACGCGCUUUUCAUUUUGUAUAUAGAAUUGGAAUUUCACUGGACUUGAUAGGCAUUGUUUGUUGCAGUAGUUGCUUAACAAUUAGAAAAAAUAAAAAAUGAUGAAGAUUCCAGUGAAGUCA
Messenger RNA from Mercenaria mercenaria, 5668 nucleotides. RefSeq lists its product as uncharacterized. Gene Ontology annotation, molecular function: protein binding. The record is from RefSeq and is a predicted model, not a curated record. Lineage: Eukaryota; Metazoa; Mollusca; Bivalvia; Venerida; Veneridae. Bases 61 to 4437 code for a protein of 1458 amino acids. The transcript has 10 exons.